This is a messenger RNA of Nelumbo nucifera (sacred lotus), 2394 nucleotides long. Its product is annotated as SOS3-interacting protein 1. Gene Ontology annotation, biological process: signal transduction; protein phosphorylation. The record is from RefSeq and is a predicted model, not a curated record. Gene Ontology annotation, molecular function: protein serine/threonine kinase activity; ATP binding. NCBI's taxonomy places the organism in Eukaryota, Viridiplantae, Streptophyta, Magnoliopsida, Proteales, Nelumbonaceae.
AUUUUUUUGGAAGGUCGGACCGCAUCGCCGCAGAGGUUGGCUGUUCAUUCAAUCUUCAAUAAACAAUAUUGGUAUUAAUUAUUAUUUGUCAUAUUGGUAAUUUUGGUCCCUUGAUAGGAGAAUAUCAAGAAUUGGUUGUUUUCUGAUUUCUCUCUGCUUCUUUGAGAGGUGCCGCAUCUCAUUCUCCGUUGGUGGUGACUGGUUGUUGUUUAAGGUGCUUCUCUCCAAGUCUCUCUCCAAUUAAAGGUUGAAGCUGGAUUAGCUUGCAUGGUUUACGUCCGUUUUUGUUUUGUGUUUUCUCUAUGUGGAUGAUUUUGUUGUGGUCGUUCGAUUAUUGAAAGUGUUCGAUAGCGUAUUUGUGUAAUUGCAGGAGAUCUGAUUAGCCAUAACUCAAUACUACAAUUUACAGCAGUUCUCAUGGUCUAUAUCUCAUAUUUGUUGGAAAAUCAAGCUCUUGACAGUUCCCUUGAUCUGUUAUUUGGAAACCAUCCAAGAUCUGGUAAACUUAUCCAUUUGAUUUCAGUGGUCACUGAUAAACAAACUUCAGGGAAUGCUGAAAGAUGUGCUUGAGCACCAGUAUUUACAUCUCUGAGGGCAAUGAGGUUCUAGCUCUGUUUGAGCUCCCUUUGUUCAUCCUAGAUGAGAUUGGACAUAUAAUCCACAGCGCAUCUUGGCUCCAUGUCCAAAUGAGCAAUGGGGCUCUUCGUACAAAGCCUGUUGUAUUACAUCAUGACCUUUGUGAAGAUGGUUGAGCUCUUUCAUUUAUAGGACCUCCUGCUCCAUGAAUAACAUAUAUUUUAUUUAGCAGGAUAACUAGUAUUAGUGCAGAUCAGUAUUUGUAACUAUAAUGGAAAAUAAAGGGAGUGUGUUGAUGCAAAGGUACGAAUUAGGGAGAUUAUUAGGUCAAGGUACCUUCGCUAAGGUUUAUUAUGCAAGGAACCUUAAAACUGGACAGGGUGUGGCCAUUAAGGUAAUUGACAAAGAGAAGGUACUGAAGGUUGGGCUGAUUGAUCAGAUUAAACGAGAGAUUUCUGUAAUGAGACUAGUUAGACACCCAAACAUCUUGCAGCUUUAUGAGGUUAUGGCUAGCAGAAAGAAAAUUUACUUUGUCAUGGAGUAUGCUAAAGGAGGUGAGCUUUUUAACAAGAUAGCAAAGGGCAAGCUCAAGGAGGAUGCUGCAAGGAAAUACUUUCAACAGCUCAUAAGCGCUGUUGAUUUCUGUCACAGUAGAGGCGUUUAUCACAGGGAUUUAAAACCUGAGAACCUACUGUUGGAUGAGAAUGGGAAUCUAAAGGUUUCUGAUUUUGGAUUGAGUGCCCUUGCUGAAUCGAAGCGUCAAGAUGGUUUACUUCACACAACUUGUGGGACCCCUGCCUAUGUUGCUCCAGAAGUGAUCAACAGAAAAGGGUAUGAUGGGGCUAAAGCCGACAUUUGGUCUUGUGGGGUAAUCCUAUUUGUUCUAUUGGCUGGUUAUCUUCCAUUUCAUGAUUCAAAUCUGAUGGAGAUGUAUAGGAAGAUUGGUAAAGGAGAGUUUAAAUGCCCAACCUGGUUCCCAUCUGAAGUACGAAGGCUGCUGUCAAAGAUGUUGGAUCCAAACCCUAAUACUAGGAUAUCCAUUGCGAAGAUUAAGGAGAAUUCUUGGUUCAGAAAGGGGUUUAACUCAAAAUCAGCAUUAGUUGAAACAGAAAGCAAGGAACCAGCGCCUCUGGAUGUUGACACAGUUUUUGGUCCUGAAAAUAGUGGCACUGCUACUGAGCCAAAGCAGGAGUCAGCAAAGCUUACCCACUUGAAUGCUUUUGAUAUCAUAUCUCUUUCAGCAGGAUUUGACCUGUCUGGUUUGUUUGAGGAACCCGACCACAAAAGCGAAGCACGUUUCACAUCCAGGCAGCCUGCCUCAGUCAUCAUCUCGAAGCUGGAGGGUGUUGCUAAGCGCUUGGGGCUGAAGCUGAAGAAGGAUGGGGGGUUGUUGAAAUUGGAGGGAUUAAAGGAAGGGAGGAAGGGAGUGUUGUCAAUUGAUGCAGAGAUAUUUGAGGUCACUCCAACUUUUCAUUUGGUGGAGGUAAAGAAGUCCAGCGGUGAUACUUUGGAGUAUCAGAAGAUACUGAAACAGGAUAUGAGGCCAGCUCUCAAGGACAUUGUUUGGGCUUGGCAAGGUGAUCUACAGCAGCAGGAGCAGGAUCAGGAGCAGCAGGAGCAGAGCAGUUAGAGUAUGCCUGGUUCCUUCCUACUUUAAGAAUGUAUUACUUGUUUAUUUAAUCUUUUGCUUUUUACGUUUUCCUAAAUUAUGUGGUUCAGUGUCUGUUUUUUGACAAGUUGUCUUCAUCUUUGCGAGACUGUAUUGUGAUGGUAUGUACGUGAAUUUGCAGUUUACGUUUGCUUAAAGAUUUUGUGCAA